Messenger RNA from Gilbertella persicaria, 3235 nucleotides. RefSeq lists its product as uncharacterized. Gene Ontology annotation, cellular component: Sin3-type complex; chromatin. The transcript is spliced from 12 exons. The record is from RefSeq and is a predicted model, not a curated record. Lineage: Eukaryota; Fungi; Mucoromycota; Mucoromycetes; Mucorales; Choanephoraceae. Bases 8 to 3205 code for a protein of 1065 amino acids. Gene Ontology annotation, molecular function: transcription corepressor activity. Gene Ontology annotation, biological process: negative regulation of transcription by RNA polymerase II.
AACAGACAUGACUAUAUCCAGCCAGCCAGAUACAAGACCGUCUUCUUCUUUACCACUUUCACCUUAUGGUCAUCACCGUCUAGCAAGUUUAAACUCGUCUCAAGAACCACCAUUAUUGCCUUCUUUUCACUCAUCUUAUCAAUGUAAUUUAGCCAGUUUUCCCACAAAUUACAGUCCUGCUGGUCUAGUGACGGCAAAUACCAACAGUUCCCAAAGAACAAAUAAGAAUGCCAGAUCAACAUUAUUAUCACCGACGCCGUCUGUUUCUGGUGCCUUAAAGCAUUCAUACACACCACCAGAACCCGAUACAGCAAGUGGGUAUCGCCCAUUAAACGUGAUUGAUGCCUUGGCUUAUUUGGAUCAAGUCAAGAGCAAAUUCUCUGAUAAACCUGACAUUUACAACCAAUUCCUCGAUAUCAUGAAGGAUUUCAAAAGUCAAGCUAUUGAUACACCAGGUGUCAUUGAGCGUGUUUCUACAUUGUUUAAAGGACAUCCUGCAUUAAUUUCGGGCUUUAAUACAUUCUUGCCUUCUGGUUAUCGCAUUGAAUGUUCGGUUGAUCCACGUGACCCAAACCGCAUUAUUGUCACUACACCCAAUGGAAGUGUCACAUCCACCACGACAACACAGCAUGAACUUGCACAGGGCUAUUAUAUUCCACCUGCAACUACUUUACCACCACCCAAUGAGUCUCCUUUACAUACGCAUCAUUCUCCUUUCACACUAGAAAAGCGACCACCUGUCGAAUUCAACUAUGCUAUUAAUUAUGUGAACCGAAUUAAGAAUCGAUUUGCGAAUAAUCCAGAAAUUUACAAACAAUUUUUGGAAAUUCUACAGACAUACCAAAAAGAACAAAAACCAAUAGGAGAGGUCUAUGCUCAUAUUCAAUAUCUAUUUCAAGAUGCUGAUGAUUUACUGGAAGAAUUCAAACAAUUUCUACCUGAAAUUACACAUGAACCUGACCAUCAUCAUGGACUAAAACGCACUCAUUCCAUAUCAUCCACACCAUCAACUAAAAAGAAAAAGACACACAUGGCAAAGAAGCCAAGAAUGUAUGAUGAGGAACAAGAAGAAACAUUUACUUUAUCUUGUUCAUUUGAUCCACAAAACCCAAGCGUGUCUAUGGACGAAGUCACUUUGUUUGACAAAACCAAGAAAUACAUUGGCAGCCGAGCCUCUUAUGAAGAAUUCCUUAAGCUACUCAACUUGUAUACACAGCAAAUUAUUGAUAUGGACAUGCUGGUAGCUCAAGUAAAAAAAUUUAUCGGUUCAAAUAAAGAGCUUUUUGAUGCAUUUACAUUGGUGAUCGGCUAUGAUCCAAAGGACCAUCCGAUUGAAAGGCCGAUGGUGUCUGUGCCCAAGCCUGAUUUAAACCACUGUAAGGCAAUUCAAUCAAGUCCAAGUUAUCGUGAAGUGCCUAAAGACUGGCAAUAUCAGCCUUGUUCAGGCAGAGAUCAACUCUGUUGGGAAGUAUUGAAUGAUAAAUAUGUAUCCUAUCCUAUUUGGGCAAGUGAAGACAGUGCUUUUAUUGCAUCUAAAAGAAAUACUUACGAAGAAGCACUUCAUCGCUGCGAAGAAGAAAGAUAUGACUAUGAUCUGAAUAUCGAAGCCAAUUUGAAUACAAUUGCGCUAUUAAAGCCCAUUACUUUACAGAUUGAAUCGAUGUCAGCAGAAGAAAAGAACAAUAUGCGACUAAGACCUGGCUUAGGUGGACAAACCGUCUCUAUUUACGAAAGGAUCAUCAAAAAAGUCUAUGAUGAUGAAAGAGGCACUGAAAUUAUUCAAAUGCUUUACAACAGACCAGCAAGUGUUAUACCUGUCUUGUUAAAACGACUUGAAUUUAAAGACAAAGAAUGGAGAAAUGCUCAAAAAGAAUGGAACAAGGUCUGGAGAGAUCAAGACGAUAAAAACUUUUAUAAGUCAUUGGAUUAUCAAGGCAACAGCUUCAAAGCAAAUGAUAAGAAGGCACUUGCCAACAAGGCCUUGAUUGCUGAAAUUGAAGGCGCUCAGGAUCGCCGACUCGCCUUUUCUUACGAAGAGCUGAACGUUUUCAAAGACAUGGCUCGUUUGAUCUCUUUGUUUCUUGAUCGACAGAACGGAUUUACAAAAAGUGAUAAGCAGAAAGUGCGGCAUUUUGUACGUUCUUUUGUUUCCUUAUUUUUUCAUGUUGUGUUGGGAGAAGAUAGGUCGUCGAGCAUGGAAGAAUCAGAUACGGAAGAUACACUGGAUGAUCAAGACACUCGGUCAGACAAGAGCCAAGAAUCACAGAUGAACUUGUUUGCUACGGCAGCCGCUUUCACAGCACCUAUCUUUGAUGACAAGAACCAUACCAAUGCGUUUCUCUGUAAUUCAAACUAUUAUUGCUUGUUCCGAUUAUUUCAAGUCUUUUAUGAGCGACUGUCGAAAUUUAAGUUACUCAGUGAUAGAAUCAUGGCAAAUCCAGACUUAGGCAAAAAGCUCAACAAGACAGCCAUUGAACUUGAUCUUGUCUCUAACCGGUUUGAUGAUAUUGAUCUAUCCAAAGGACACUACCAUGCUUCCCUAGACAUUAUAGAUCGGUUCCUUGAAGGAGAAUAUGAUCAAAACACAUUUGAAGAGAACCUUCGCUAUGUGUGUGGUAUUGACGCUUAUGUCAUGUUUACUGUGGACAAGCUAUUGCAAUCCUUAAUUAAACAGAUUCAAAUAGUAUCUAUGGAUAAAAAAUCAACCGACUUGCUCAAGCAAUAUAUCGAGAAACAAAGGUCCAAUACAGCAUUUUCGGCUUAUCGUAAUUUGAUUGAAGAUGUAUUGAGAUCUGAUGAAAAUUUGUACCAGAUUCAUUUUGAUAAAGAAAUUGCGCGUAUUCAAUUGUUGGAUAGAGCUAAAACAAGCCAGCCAGGCAAUGAAAGCUAUGAUGAAUACAUGUCUAGUUAUAUUAAUUGGAUGCAGACAACGAAAGGAAUUCACGUGUCCCUCUUGAGACCCUCAUUCUUGAACAGAAACUUGUGCCCAGAAAAUAGACAUUUCGAACGUAUUUGUGUCAAGUCCCAUUUGAGAUAUAAGAUUGAACAACAAUCUUACCACAUGUACUACAUUGUUGGUUCAGAAGACGUUUUAUACCGAGCAUCUCCCGUAAAUUAUACACAUCAUGAUACUAGUUGGAGACAAUGGCUUUCAAACAAAGGCAACGAUGUAUUAUCAUUUCAAACAAAAAAAUUAUUAAAUUGAACACUAUUUUUUUUUAUUAUAACAAUUUUA